AUGGAAGAUCAUGGACCCAACCAAAAGAAAAGACACAAUGCUUUUGGUGUGUUCGUGGACAAACCACUUGGUAACCCAACUUCUGGCGCGUAUGAUCAAGACCACAAGAAGCUGAAACCCAAUUCUGAAGCCCCCUUAUCAACCUUAGAGCAACAAAUUCCUGCCUUACCUCUCCCCAAUCUUCUGGUUUCUGCUUUUAAGGAGAAUCCCACACGUGGUGUCAAAUUUCAGCUAUUUAUGAGCAGAUCUUUUACCACACCAACUUCCACUUCCCCUCCACCAGUAUACACAUUGAAAGUCACGAGUUCUUCAAACUCCACCGGGGAAGUUGAACCUGCAGGGAUCAUAGUUGAUGGUGGAGCAACAGCAGUGUUAAGAGAAACGAGGCUAGUAGCCGAGGGCCAAUUUGUUCUACGCUCUCGGCUCUAA
Abrus precatorius (Indian licorice) is the source of this 429-nucleotide messenger RNA. RefSeq lists its product as uncharacterized. The record is from RefSeq and is a predicted model, not a curated record. Lineage: Eukaryota; Viridiplantae; Streptophyta; Magnoliopsida; Fabales; Fabaceae. The transcript has 2 exons. The coding region runs from base 1 to 429 and encodes 142 amino acids.